AUGGUGGAGGAUAUCCCAAAAAACCAAAAAGCACCUGGUAAAGGUAAAUCAAAAAUCAUAUCUGUCGCCUCCUCGGCUGCUACUCUGAUACGCGAUGUGGUACCAACUAGUGCGAAUGCGGUUACUGACGGCUUAGCAUCCAUAGUUCAUGGAAAGUCAGGCUCGAAUAUGGUUUCAACUGUUACAAGACGAGAAUGGAAGGCGGGCAUGGGCGAACAUGUUGUCAGUGAGAGUCGGGCUGGAAUGACCCUAGAGAGCAGCAGUGAUGACAACAUGAGAGUUAAAAAUCAUCAAGCUGAAGACGAAUGGAAGAAUUGGCAUAAUGCUUCUCAGCCAGAUAUAGACAAUUUGAAUAUAGGCUAUUCUCAUGACACUUAUUCCUUCAAUCAUGAACAAGCGUACAUAGAUAGUACUUUCAACGAUGGGGCGGACGUUCUGAACUUUUUAAACAGCACGUCUUUCGUAACAGAAACAUACAAUCUAGCCAAUACAGAAAGAGAUUUGAUUUCUCGUCGAUCACGGAACGUUGGUUUUGUAGAUCCUUCUUCGUUAUCGAAACCAUAUAUUGAUCGACUAUUGGAGGCCCAAGAUAUCGUUGAAUACAUUGCUCAAACAACUUAUUCAGAUGAUAUUUAUGGUCUUCCUGAUUCUUUCAAAAAGCUAAUUGACGAUGCCAGGAACGAAAUUAUGGAUAAUACUGAGAUACAUCAGAGGACUGCAGUAGAAAGGUUGCGGAUGUUUAGAGAUCAUUUAAUCAAGAGGAGGGAAGAGAAAGGCGAUGGUAACUCGAGUUGGUUGGAUGAAUGGAAUCGAAUGGAAGAAUAG
Messenger RNA from Paraglomus brasilianum, 825 nucleotides. Lineage: Eukaryota; Fungi; Glomeromycota; Glomeromycetes; Paraglomerales; Paraglomeraceae. The record is from the annotation of a GenBank genome assembly.